This is a messenger RNA of Lecanosticta acicola, 1650 nucleotides long. NCBI's taxonomy places the organism in Eukaryota, Fungi, Ascomycota, Dothideomycetes, Mycosphaerellales, Mycosphaerellaceae. The record is from the annotation of a GenBank genome assembly.
AUGUCAGAAUCGAACCUGGCCGAGAAACUGGACGUGAUCCUCUCGAAGCUCACCAAGCUAGAACAAGGCCAAACAGACUUGCAAUCCAAUCACCGGGAGCUCGGUUCCACGGUGGAAUCCAUCAACGGUCGGGUAAAUGCUCUCGCGGGCGUGAAGCUGGCGCAGGACGGCAUUGCUCACGAUGCGUCCUAUCCAAGCCCCAGACUCGGGCCCAACAGUCCGAAGAUGCUGCCCAAAAGCCACCAGAAGCGGGACAGCACGAGCUCUGUGGAUGGCUAUGGAAAAGACAUCAACGGCCAUGCGGACUCGGCUUCUCCGCCUCCCAGAAGGCCCAGUACAACAUCAAAGAUCAUCCUAACGUCGUACCCCGGGCAGGCUGGAGUCGAUCCGUUACCGAUGCAAUGGGGUUCAAAGGAUCCGGUCAAGAGAGGUCCCGUGGUGGUCUCACGUAAUCCAUCAACGAUCCGGCGGCGAAACGCUAUUGGAGCCCAUGGAGGCUCGUACAGUAUCUACUAUGCACUGGCUGUGGCAUCGAAGCAACUGGAAACGGACCACAAGCCAGACUUCACCAACACAGAGCCCGCUGCGAACAUCGGUCCUUUCCCCGCAUGGUAUGACCCCAAGAAGAUCGUGGCAAUGGAUCCGUUGGGCCAUCUGGCACCAUGGAUGUUCAAGGACUACAUCAAGAACGACAAUAUUGAAAUCAGGCCCACCAUUGCCGUCACCAAGGCGCACAUGAAGAUCCCCGAGCUGGAGGAGAGCGUACGUAAGGGUAGACUCGUACCGGACGGCAAGAUCUGUCUCAAUGAUACUGGAGAGCUCAGUGUCACCAAGUUCGCCGUCGAGCCGGUGUGGUAUCUACCCGGCGUAGCGGAACGUUUCGGGAUCGACGAGGGUACACUCCGCAGGUCUCUGUUCGAGCACACGGGGGGAAGCUACCCAGAGCUGAUUACGAGGAACGACAUCAAGCUGUUCCUGCCACCAAUAGGAGGGCUGACGGUAUACUGCUUUGGCGAUCCGGCUAAGAUGAGCGAUCCGAACGUCAGGCUGGCGCUUCGCGUGCACGACGAGUGCAAUGGCUCUGACGUGUUCGGAAGCGACAUUUGUACGUGUCGUCCUUACCUGAUCUUUGGCAUUGAGGAGGCGGUCAAAGAAGCCCAGAAGGGCGGCAGCGGAGUGGUCAUCUACUUCCGCAAAGAGGGGCGGGCACUCGGCGAGGUGACCAAGUAUCUCGUCUACAACGCACGGAAACGUGGUACUGACCGAGCGAGCGAGUACUUCAAACGGACCGAGAAUAUUGCCGGUGUGAAAGACAUGCGCUUUCAAGCGCUUAUGCCUGACGUCUUGCACUGGCUGGGAAUCACCAAGAUCGACCGGAUGCUGAGUAUGUCGAACAUGAAGCACGACGCCAUUGUCGACCAAGGCAUUCCGAUCCACGAGAGAGUACCGAUUCCCGACGAGAUGAUUCCAGAGGACAGCCGAGUCGAGAUUGACGCCAAGAUCCAUGCAGGCUAUUGUAAGUGUCGGACGAGGUACCAAGAUUGUCGCAAUGAAUACUGACAUGGCUCAUUAGUUACGAACGGUAAGAUCAUGACAACAGAGGAGCUCGCCAAUGUGCAAGGCCGAGCGUGGGAAGACGUCGAUGUAUGA